Molecule: messenger RNA, 540 nt
Organism: Somion occarium
Lineage: Eukaryota; Fungi; Basidiomycota; Agaricomycetes; Polyporales; Cerrenaceae
Source: the annotation of a GenBank genome assembly
GGAUGGGCUGGAAACGAUGGCGAACAGUGACAGCCUGAUGUCUAUGAAUAGAUGGCUUGCAUGGUAGCUCCCGUGACUGCCUGCGAACGUGCAUCUAUUUCUGUGGGGCUCAACAAUACUCUUAUAUCCCCAGGUCCACAUGAACAUCGCGAAGUCGAUUCAUGUACCUCCCUCGAUGCACUGGGCGCAGUCGCUGCGCAGCCGACAAUGCGGUACCGCUCAGAUGUUCCCCCAGUCCAUGGGACGAGAUCAUUCGAAUCGUCUGGCCGGAUGACCCUGGUAAUGCGGCAAGCUGGUAGCCAAGAUUGCUGUGGUUAUUCUCGAUGAAUUGCCCCUCCGUAUCACCACAUAUCACCUCAAGUCUACGCAACUUCUUAGAUCUUAUCCCUGAUCGAAUGCUUUCUAGGUUCUCCGUCUACUUCUCCCGCCUCCCUCAUGAUAUUCAUUUAUCCAGGUAUCUUACACGGUUGUUUCUCCACACGUCCCAUCGCUUCUCGACGCAAAAUGCACUUCGCUCCCGAAUAUAUGUCGAAGAACGUC